Gongylonema pulchrum is the source of this 729-nucleotide messenger RNA. The record is from the annotation of a GenBank genome assembly. Lineage: Eukaryota; Metazoa; Nematoda; Chromadorea; Rhabditida; Gongylonematidae.
AUGCUUCAUCUCGUUUUUCUUGUGCGAUUUUUCUUGGAUUACUAUUUUUUCCGUGAAAAUAGCCGUUCGGAUGACAACUGGCGCAUUUACCGCCUGCGUUCCUACAAACUCUGUUUUGAUAUUCCCUCGGAGUAUCACGUUCGUUUGAUUGGUGCACGUGGAAAGACAGUGAGGGAGCUGCAUACGAAGCAUGAUGUGCAGAUUAUUUUCCCGCGUGGUGACGAACCAUCAGAUACAAUCACACUCAUUGGUUACGAAGCGAACUGCAAAGCUUGUAAGGAGGAAAUGGAGGCAAUGAUUGGCGAAGUACAAUCGUUUUACACACAAGAAAUCUAUCUUGAUAGUACAAUUCAUCCGGUGAUCAUUGGUCACAGAGGUCGUAAUCUUAAACGGUUGAUGGAUGAGUUCAAGGUCGAGCUUCGUUUUCCACGAAGUACUGAUCCAGACCCGAAUUUGGUUGUAGUUGCUGGUAAAGAUGAAGAUUUGGUCUAUGAUUGCAUCGAGCAACUGCGCGCACAAGAGGAAGAGUUUUUGCAAGAGCGCAUAGAGCGUGGCCUGUACCAUCCGCCACGUGUUGAGGAGCCACCACCAGCUCCACCAGUUGCAGUGGAAAUCAAAGGUGCACCCUGGCAACUGGAUAUGCAAUCCGAUGAGCAGUUUCCGGCCGUAGGAACAUCACAAGCAGCAACUGCAGUAACUGGAGCAUGGAGCGGAGCACGCCGCUUCUGA